AUGGCUGUGUUUAUGCCUAAAUAUCGAUUGUUCUCGAAGGCGGUCAACCUGAAGCCAAACCCAAGGCAGUGGUCUGCGCGAUGGACUAUUGUGCAGCGAUCGAUCUAUGGUAGCAGACAGCUUCAGCAGCAGCCGAAUACAUCCUCCACAAACCACCACAAUCACCAUAACCACCAGCAGCAGCAGCAGCAGCAGCAUCAGCAGCAGUUCCACCAUCAGUCGACGACAGGUAAAUCCCGUAGCAAAGUUUACAGAAAGUGGAGUUGGAAGGCCGGUGCAGGUUGGACUAUAUUAUCGGUUUUGGAUUGGUGGUUACUAGCAGCCGGCGGUUGGCUGACUUGGCGCGGUGUAUUUCUUCGUUGGACACCGAUCGGUAUCUGUAUGGUGGUGGCAGCAAAGUGGCACCUUCACAAUCGUGAACUCGAUAAGAAGGGCCUACCGAGGACCGCCGCAAAAUGGCAGGCGAAAAUGUACUGCUCGCUGCCACUGCGCGUCAUGAGCCGGGCCUGGGGAUGGAUGGCCGAUCGAAAGGUUCCCAAACCGGUACGACCCAUGAUCUACGGUCUCUACUCGACAACGUUCGGUGUAAAGAUGGAGGAAGCCGCCACAGACAACUUCAAAGAGUAUCGUAGUUUAGGAGAGUUUUUCACCCGCCCGCUCAAGGAAGAUGCUCGUCCAAUCGAUCCUCAGACCAGUUUUGUUUCACCAUGUGAUGGGAGAAUUCUCCACUUCGGUACCGCCAGCACUAGUCAAAUCGAGCAGGUAAAAGGAGUGUCUUACAGUUUAGAGGCCUUCCUAGGACCACCGACAUGGACCAAAAAGGAUGCCCCAGAAAUGGUGGAAAAGGUGAAGAAAAAGCCCUCACCCGACAGUGUGCUGUAUCAGUGCGUCAUCUACCUAGCACCGGGCGACUACCAUCGAUUCCACUCGCCCACGUUAUGGAAGCCGGAACUACGGAGACACUUUUCCGGUGAGCUGUUGUCGGUUAGUCCAAAAAUUGCUGGCUGGAUUCCGGGCCUGUUCUGUCUCAACGAAAGGGCCGUCUACAUCGGCAAGUGGAAACACGGGUUCUUCAGUUACACCGCAGUGGGAGCUACCAACGUAGGCUCGGUGGAGAUUUUCAUGGAUGAAAAGCUGAAAACUAACAAAUGGGUCGGAUUAGCUUGUGGCAGUCACAAAAAGAAGGAGUACGACGAGUUGGAAAUGCCUAACGAUAAGUACCUGGACAAGGGUGAACUGGUCGGCCAGUUCCGGAUGGGAAGCACCAUUGUGUUGAUCUUCGAAGCGCCUAAAGAAUUUAAAUUUAAUCUCUUUCCCGGUCAGCGUGUGAAAGUCGGAGAGAGACUUGGAACGUUCGAAGGAACGGAGGAAACGACAGAAGAUCCAGCAGAAGUGAAACGCGUGAUCGAAACUUUAGACGAUACGGAAUCGACACAAUUAUAA
Anopheles marshallii is the source of this 1443-nucleotide messenger RNA. RefSeq names its product phosphatidylserine decarboxylase proenzyme, mitochondrial (gene Pisd). Lineage: Eukaryota; Metazoa; Arthropoda; Insecta; Diptera; Culicidae. Gene Ontology annotation, biological process: phosphatidylethanolamine biosynthetic process. Gene Ontology annotation, cellular component: mitochondrion. Bases 1 to 1443 code for a protein of 480 amino acids. The record is from RefSeq and is a predicted model, not a curated record. Gene Ontology annotation, molecular function: phosphatidylserine decarboxylase activity. The transcript is spliced from 7 exons.